This is a messenger RNA of Saccostrea cuccullata (small rock oyster), 728 nucleotides long. RefSeq names its product dynactin subunit 3-like. Lineage: Eukaryota; Metazoa; Mollusca; Bivalvia; Ostreida; Ostreidae. Gene Ontology annotation, cellular component: dynactin complex. The record is from RefSeq and is a predicted model, not a curated record. Gene Ontology annotation, biological process: cytoskeleton-dependent cytokinesis. The transcript has 8 exons. The coding region runs from base 17 to 592 and encodes 191 amino acids.
CCCUUUCAAUUCCAACAUGGCUGACCAUGAAUUGGAUGCAUUGGAGAGCAGAUUAGAUAUAAUUGAAAAUAAGGUUUUUGGAAGCUCAGAGAAAGAUGCAUUUUACCCAAAGGAUAAAAAGAGGCCAGACGAGUGCAUAGAAAAGCUUGCCAACAUUCAAGAAAAGAUUUCUACUGCAACAAAAAAUAAGAAGAGGAUAGCUGAGAUUUACAGAAAAUCUAGAGAAGUACAGAAGUACUUAGACCCUGCCUAUACUGAUGAAAUGACCAUGAGUGAUGAAGCAAAGGAAGAAGUUAUAAUAGCAGAAGAAGAAUUUUUGAGGGACCAAGCAAAACAUUUGGAAACGAUGGAAGAAUUGAAAUCAACACUAGACAGUGAACAUCUUAAAUCUACUCCAAAGUUUACGGAAAAGUUUGAGGCCCUGAGUCAGAUUCAGAUAAAACAACAGGACCAAACUUCAGACCUUACAGAUGAGGCAAGAAAGUUGCUUGCAACAUAUAACAAUAUUAUAAGCUUGGUAUCCAGGCAGUUUGUCCACUGGGAUGAAGUACUGACCAGUAUAGAGUCUAAGACAACAAAGACCAAAGACUAAGGUGUCAUCAGGAAAAUGGUGUUAGUGCAAUAUUUAAUAAUAAAACUUAACUGUAAAAUAUAAGUUCAUUAUUGAGCUAUAUUACUUUUGUCUAUUUUUUUCUUUUGUUUCAUUAUGAUUAAAUUGAUAACCAGUU